Messenger RNA from Toxotes jaculatrix (banded archerfish), 1588 nucleotides. RefSeq names its product glucagon-like peptide 2 receptor. The transcript is spliced from 13 exons. Gene Ontology annotation, molecular function: peptide hormone binding; glucagon receptor activity. The record is from RefSeq and is a predicted model, not a curated record. Gene Ontology annotation, cellular component: plasma membrane. Gene Ontology annotation, biological process: adenylate cyclase-modulating G protein-coupled receptor signaling pathway; cell surface receptor signaling pathway. NCBI's taxonomy places the organism in Eukaryota, Metazoa, Chordata, Actinopteri, Toxotidae. The coding region runs from base 8 to 1588 and encodes 526 amino acids.
CAGCACCAUGCCAACCCUGCUGCCAACCUGGCACAAGAGGACCUGGACCAGACUCCUGCUCUUACUCGUCCUUCUUGUUAUCUUCAACCACCAGAAGGUGACAGGCUCGGUGCUUGAAAGUCUGAUAGCUCAACGGACCGAAUACUGGGAGAACUGCAACAGAACCCUGGCAACAGGGGUGCUCUCAAAAACUGGAAACUACUGUACAGGAGCGUUUGAUUCGUUUGUGUGUUGGCCCCAUUCGUCUCCUGGGAACGUGUCUGUCCCCUGUCCUUCUUACUUACCAUGGAUCACAGAGGACACCUCCAGGAGGGCACACCGAGAAUGCUUAGGAAACGGGAGAUGGCGACAGAGGGAGAAUUCCUCUGAGCCCUGGAGAGAUGACUCAGAAUGUCAGGAGGACCAGUACUUUAAAGACAAGGAGGAUGAAAUGCUUCGCCACACGGCCCUCAGGCUCAUCUCCGUCAUCGGCUAUUCUCUCUCCCUGACCUCCCUCAUGCUGGCCACUCUCCUGAUGGGCAUGCUGAGGAAGCUCCACUGUACCAGGAACUACAUCCACAUGAAUCUGUUUGUGUCAUUCAUCCUGCGAGCCAUGGCUGUCAUUUCUAAGGAAAUCAUAUUAUACAUCAUGUAUUCUAACCUACCCAAGGACGACCCUGGAUGGAACUCCUACUCAAGCUCUGCGACCGCGCUGAUGUGCAAAUUCUCCAAAGUGUGCAUGGAGUACUUCGUGGCCUGUAACUACUUCUGGCUCUUGGUGGAGGCCGUUUUCCUCCACACACUGCUCUUCACCGCUGUGCUGGCGAAGAGACGACUGCUCAAGAAAUACAUGCUGCUCGGCUGGGGAACUCCCAUCUUGUUCGUGACACCAUGGACAGUGGUCAAGAUUAUAUAUGAAAACACAGAAUGCUGGUCAAUCGUGAACAGAUGGUUCUGGUGGAUAAUAAGGGGCCCGAUUACUCUGUCGGUGCUUGUCAUUUUCUUCAUAUUCAUCAAGAUCCUGAUGCUGCUGCUGUCCAAGCUGAAGGCAGAUCAGGUGAAAUUUACAGACUACAGAUACAGCUUGGCCCGAGCAACACUGGUGCUGAUUCCUCUGCUGGGAAUCCAUGAAGUGGUCUUUACUGUGCUAAUAGAUGAAUGUGUGGAGGGCAGCAGUCGCUAUGCCAAGAACUUCAUCAACCUCACCCUCAGCUCUUUUCAGGGGUUCUUUGUUGCUGUGCUGUACUGUUUUGCUAAUGGAGAGGUCCAAGCUGAACUGAAGAAGCGCUGGCAGCUUUUUCUGUUCACCAACCACUUCCAGGUCAGGGGCUGUUUUCGGGGCGCACCUCUCAAGCACCUGUGGAAGUGCACUCGAGGGCACCGCCCCCAGUGCUCUCGGCAGAGUGACUCCUACGACGAGGGGCCCGCCUCCGCAGCUCACCCGCACCUGCUUCAGGUGGCUGUACAUGGAGGAAGUCGAGUGCUUGGACUCGGAGAGGUUAGAGGUCAAGGGCUCAAGGGCUGUGACGCUGCGGGACUGUCCAGUAGUGAUGGGGAGAUGACGCUCGGGGAGACCAUGGAGGAGAUCCUGGAGGAGAGCGAGUUCUGA